AAAAGCUUCUCUCUCUAUUUACUCUUCUCUCUUCACCGAACUUCCAAUUUUCCACGAUUCCAACGUCUUGAUCGAUCUCUGAGAGGUAAAAAAAAACAUGGAUAAUCCAACGGUGGAGGAUGAAGUAACGGCUAUUGUGGAGGAGAUAGCCGCGGAGAUUGAUUUGGAACAGAAGGAAGAAGAUGAGCUUGUUGUGAAGGCGCAGAAGCUCAUGGAUAACAUCACCACGGUUCCUAGUAACCCUAACCCUACUGUUCUCCACGCUCUUAGUCAUCUCCUAGAAGCUCAGGAGUCUUUGUUUAUAAAGGAGAAUGGGUUUUACUCAAAUGGUAGAAGUAAUCAUAUCAGUGGCAAGUUGUGUAAUCUCAUCCGAGAGAAUGAUGAGUUUUUUGAGUUGGUUUCAUCGGAUUUUCUUACUGAGAACACUUACUCAACUGCGGUUAAGGCAGCCUCCGUUAGGUUGCUAAUGAACUGCUCGCUUACUUCGAUGUAUCCUUAUGUUUUCGACGAUGCUGUUAUGGAGAAUUUUAAAAACUGGGUCUUGGAUGAGUCAGUCAAGUUUCCUGGUGAACACUCUGGCGGAAAAGAGGCAUCUGAUGCUGAAAUGUUAAAGACUUAUUCUACAGGACUUCUUGCUGUCUCUCUGACGAGUCGUGGUCAAUUAGUUGAGGACGUCUUGUCAUCAGGACUAUCUGCUAAGCUUAUGCAUUAUCUUCGAGUACGUUUUAUUAAAGAGUCAAGCACAAGCCGUAGAGAUGCCCUUCAUGCAACUGAAACUAAGCAUGUGUCGUUAAAAGCAAAAGAAGAAGGUCGAAGUAGGGUGCGGAGGGUUGUGGAUACAGUUGAAGGUGACCAUGUUCUUGAGGCAGACUCCGGUAGAGAGAUGGGACAAUCUGAAGGAGACUUUGAAACCGAUGGCAGAGAAAGAUGUAAUGUUUCAGCUGUUGUUGACUGUAAAUUGAAACCUGGAGAUGACAAUACAGGAAGAGAUGACCCUACAAGACAGAGAAUGAACCGAUCAAAAUCCAGGGGGAGAGGAAAGGUUAACGAAGGUGCUACUGAUACAGACGUUCUCUUGGCAUCUCCUAGAUCAAGUCGUGUGGGUGUCAGAGAUAGGGAUCUAUCAAAAAAUUCAGAUGUCAGAAAUGCAGAAGAUGUGACCACAUGUCUAGGGAAAAUGAAGUCUGGUUUUAUGGGGAUUGAAAGAGAUGAGAAUGAUGAGUGCUUUCAAGGUUGCUUGAUAGGAACCAAAAACAUAACUGAUCUAGUAAAGAGAGCAAUUGGAGCUGCUGAAACCGAAGCUAGGGCUGCGCAUGCUCCUGAUGACGCAGCUAAAGCAGCUGGCGAUGCUGCAGCUGAGCUUGUUAAAACUGCUGCUUUGGAGGAAUUCAAGUCAUCUGGCAGUGAAGAAGCUGCCGUGUCUGCUGCUGUUCGAGCAGCUACUACAGUCAUAGAUGCCGCUGAGGUUUCAAGAAAUCCCACUUGUGCUGUACCUGAUCAGACUGCGGAUUUAAAUAGCGUGGAAACUGAUGCACUUGCGGAUUUUGGUGAAGUUUCGCUUCCCGAUAUUGAAUCGUUGGCUCAGUUACAAGAAAAAUAUUGCAUCCAAUGCCUUGAGAUACUGGGCGAAUAUGUUGAGGUUCUCGGGCCUGUCCUCCAUGAAAAAGGUGUGGACGUAUGCAUUGUGCUACUGGAACGUACAUCCCAACUUGGUGAUAGUUUUACACUGUCGCCUUUGUUACCUGACGUGAUGAAGUUGAUUUGCGCUUUGGCUGCACACCGGAAGUUUGCUGCAAUGUUUGUUGACCGGGGUGGCUUGCAAAAGUUACUUGCUGUACCAAGGGUUACUGAGACCUUUUAUGGUCUCUCAUCUUGCUUAUACACCAUAGGCUCUCUUCAGGGUAUAAUGGAGCGUGUGUGUGCACUUCCAUCGGAUCUCAUACAUCAACUGGUUAAGUUAGCUAUCGAACUUCUAGAUUGCUCUCAGGAUCAAGCCAGGAAAAAUGCAGCCUUAUUCUUCGCUGCUACUUUUGUCUUUAGAGCCAUUUUAGAUGCAUUCGAUGCUCAUAAUAGUUUGCAGAAACUCCUUUCGAUUCUUAAAGAUGCAGCCUCAGUUAGAACUGGUGCCAAUUCUGACCGAUCAGCCCCUGAAGUCAUGACAUCCUCAGAGAAACAGAUGGCUUUUCACACCUGUUUUGCUUUGCGCCAGUAUUUUAGAGCUCAUCUACUUUUGCUUGUGGAGUCCAUUCGUCCUAGCAGAAGUGGCCGAGGUGGUGUGCGAAAUGUUCCCAAUGUAAGGGCAGCGUAUAAGCCACUUGACAUCAGCAAUGAAGCUGUAGAUGCGGUAUUGCUUCAGUUACAGAAGGAUAGGAAGUUGGGUCCGACUUUUGUCAGAACUCAGUGGCCUGCUGUCAAUAACUUUGUGGCGUCCUCUGGACAUGUUACCAUGUUGGAACUAUGUCAGACUCCACCAGCAGACCGUUAUCUCCAUGAUCUACUUCAGCAUGCUUUUGAUGUUCUUCGCAUAGUUUCAUCAAUACCUGAUGGCCGCAAAGCAAUUGUGAAUGCCACACUCAGCAACAAUCGUGCUGGCAUUGCUGUCGUUCUGGAUGCAGCAAAUAUUUCCAACAGCAUAGACCCAGAGAUCGCACAGCCUGCACUAAAUGUCCUAAUCAAUCUGGUCUGCCCACCACCAUCAUUAAGCAACAAGCCGCCUCUUGCACAAAAUCAGCAACCUGUUUCCGGCCAAGCCACUACCCGUGCUUCAACCGAUGUUGCUGCAGAUACUCAGUCCACUGGUAAUGCUCCGCCAACUCCUGUUGCACCUGCGUCUUCAGGUUUGGUCGGGGAUCGAAGAAUUUUCUUAGGAGGAGGAACUGGUUCUGCUGGCCUUGCUGCUAAGUUGGAGCAGGUUUAUCGUCUAGCACGUGAAGCUGUUCGUGGGAAUGAUGGUAUAAAGAUUCUGUUAAAACUUCUCCAGCCCAGAAUUUAUGUGAACCCCCCUGCUGCCACAGAUUGUCUACGAGCGUUGGCUUGCAGGGUACUUCUUGGUCUGGCUAGAGAUGAUACAAUUGCACAAAUACUAACUAAACUUGAGGUCGGUAAGAGUUUGUCAGAACUUAUUCGAGAUGCAGGUGGUCAAUCAAGUGGAACUGAUCAGGUCAGAUGGCAUGCUGAACUUACUCAGGUGGCCCUUGAACUAAUAGGGGUAUUGACAAAUUCAGGGCAUGCGAAUACACUGACAGCCAGUGAUGCUGCUACUCCAACCUUGAGGCGGAUUGAAAGAGCUGCCAUUGCAGCAGCAACACCUAUAACAUAUGAUUCUAAGGAGCUUUUGCUCCUUAUCCAUGAGCACCUCCAAGCAUCAGGUCUUAGUGAAACUGCUUCAGCACUGUUGAAAGAGACUCAGUUGAGUCCUCUACCCUCCCUGGCUCCCCCUUCUUCGAUUGCAUAUUCCGCUACACAAGAGGUGUCUACGCCGGUAGUUCAGGAACAGUGGCCCUCUGGCCGUGCUAACGGUGGAUUUUUGACCACCAAACCCAAAGUCUGUGCACAAGAUGAAGAUCCUAAUUCUAGAUGUAAUGAGGCUAUAUCUGCUAAGAAGAAACAUCUGGCUGCCUCGACACAGGAGACGUCCACGUCCACGCCAGUAGCACAGCAACAGUGGCCCUCUGGCCGUGCUAACGGUGGUUUCUUCCCCAGUAAACUCAAAGUCAAUACUCAUGAAGAAGAGCCAUCUGCAAAGAAGAAACAGUUGACUUUCUCACCCAGCUUUAGUUUGCAGUCACGAAAUCAAUCUUUCGCCCAGGACGCGCACCCUCAGUCCACGCAGAGAAUAGACAGUAGUUCAAAUUCUGAUCCUUCUUGUGCAGAUACAUCAGAAACUGCUGCAGAAUUAGUUUUGAAGAGCGACACUGAUGCCGACUCUCAGUUUAAGACCCCUACUUUUCCAAGAAAACGGAAAUUGUCGGAGCUUAGAGACACAGAGGCUUCAGCUUCAGGUAAAAGAAUCAAUUUGGGCGAGCUAGGACCACAAUCUCCAGCUUGUCGAACCACGGUUCGUAGGAGUUCAACCAUUGCGGAUGCUUCAGGUUUCCAAACACCAGCUUCAGCUUUAGAUGUCAACCAAUCUGGGAGCUCCAAGUUAGGCCUGAUGACACCUGCUUCUCAGCUAAGGCUUCCAAGCGAUCCCCAGCCUUCAAAUCCAGAACGGUUAUCACUAGACUCGCUUGUUGUUCAGUAUUUGAAACACCAACACAGGCAGUGUCUGGCUCCAAUCACAACUCUUCCCCCUGUGUCUCUCCUCCAUCCGCAUGUCUGUCCUGAACCUAAACGAUUACUUGAAGCUCCACUCAAUAUCACUGGCCGUCUUGGCACCCGUGAGCUUCAAAGUUAUUACAGUGGAGUCCAUGGGAGUCGCAGGGACCGUCAAUUCGUUUUCAGCAGAUUCAAAUCUUGGAGAUCUUACCGAGAUGAGAAUGCUCUCUUUACAUGCAUUUCACUACUUGGAGGUACUAAUCAUUUAGCAGUCGGUAGUCACGCUGGAGAAAUCAAGAUAUUCGACGCUAGCAGCGGAAGCUUGCUUGAGAGUGCCUCAGGCCACCAGGCUCCGGUAACACUUGUUCAGCCAUAUGUCUCUGGUGAUACUCAGUUGUUGCUUUCUUCUAGCUCCAGUGAUGUGCAGUUGUGGAACGCUUCUUAUAUAACUAAUGGGUCUAACCACUCCUUUGAUGGGUGCAAGGCUGCAAAAUUCAGCAACUCUGGGAGAUAUUUUGCAGCGCUCUCAUGUGAAGGAUCAACAAAAGAUGUUCUUCUGUAUGACGUAAAGACCUGCGUUACUUCGGAUAAAUUCACUGACACAUCUACUUCUUCUCGGAGUAGUCCAUAUUCUCUUGUACACUUCAGCCCUUGCGAUACACUAAUAUUGUGGAAUGGUCAUCUCUGGGAUCGCCGUGUUCCGACUGAGGUCAGCCGGUUUGAUCAGUUUACUGAUUAUGGCGGCGGUGGUUUUCAUCCUUCUCGAAACGAGGUGAUCAUAAACUCCGAGGUGUGGGAUUUGAGGAAAAUGAGGCUACUUCGAAGUGUACCAUCACUGGACCAGACAGCUAUUACGUUCAACUCAAGGGGUGAUGUUAUAUACGCAAUGCUGAGGAGAAACAUUGAGGACGUGAUGUCUGCUGUCCUCACACGCCGUUCGAAACAUCCGUUGUUUGCUGCUUUCCGCACUCUUGACGCGAUCAACUAUUCAGACAUUGCCACUAUACCUGUGGACAGAUGUCUUCUCGACUUUGCAACAGAACCAACAGAUUCUUUCCUUGGGCUGAUCACAAUGGAAGAUCAAGAUGACAUGUGUUCCUCAGCCAGGUUGUAUGAGAUUGGCAGGCGGAAACCAACGGAUGAUGACUCUGAUCCUGAUGAUGAUGGUGAGACAGAGGAUGAAGAUGAAGAUGAUGAAGACGAUGAAGAUGACUUGGACCGGAUUUUGGGACUAGCUGGAGACGAUAGCGGCAGUGGAGAUGAUGAUGAUGACGUUAGCAGUGAUGACAAUGAAGUGAAUAGUGCAAGCGAUUUUGAUGAUGAUGCUGGAAGUAUGUUCCUUGAAGGUGACUUUAUGGAGAUUCUAAGUGAUGGUGGUGAUGAUGAAGAUAGUGAUGAUAAUGAUGGUGGUUAUAUCCAAGGUUCCAGUGGCGAAGAAGAGGAUGCUCUGGACAACUUUCAAUCUUAAUGUUUUCAUCUUUAUCUUCUUUUGAACUCUACAGAGUCUCUUUAGAUGGAUUCACUACCCAAAGUUUUGUUGACAAGUAACUUUUGUAUUUUUCUUUUUGAAGUUUGUUUAUUAAAUGAUCAGUAAUUAAAGA
Molecule: messenger RNA, 5858 nt
Organism: Eruca vesicaria subsp. sativa (arugula)
Lineage: Eukaryota; Viridiplantae; Streptophyta; Magnoliopsida; Brassicales; Brassicaceae
Source: the annotation of a GenBank genome assembly